AUGUGGAGGCAAUACUCACUCUGCAGCUCCGCGGGGGUCAUACCUGUUGGUGUCGCACUUGAGAAGCUGGUGCUGGUGGGCGAACUUGUAGUCUGUUCCGAGGGGCUGGGAGACUCCGAACUGGUUGACUCAAGGCUUGUAGUAGUGAGAGUGGUCGAUUCGGAGCUAGUCGCUUCUGAGCUUGUGGAUUCGAAGCUGGUCGUUCCUGAGCUGGAGCUUGUCAAUUGGGAGGUGGUCGACUCUGAGCUGGUGGAUUCGGUGGUCGACUCGGUGAUGGAAGAGGUCGAGACGGCGCUAGUGCUGGUACUGGUGAUGGCAGUUGUUGUCUCGGACGUGGAGCUCAUGCUUGUCACCACAGUGUUGAUGGUAGAAGGCUCCGAUAUGGAUGCAUCUGGUGUAGUCUCAGCAGUUGCGGACGCAGUCGAUGCAGGCGACUCAGCUCCUGCGGUGGUAUCUCGAGCUUGGAGAAUUUUUCCGUAUUCAUGCUUCCGGUAUGGCUGGAUACCCGUGUUGGAGCUCAGUACAGCACACAGUCCCUCGGCACAUACCACUGAAGUUGAAAUUGACAGAGCAGUCUCAGCGGCAUAUGGGUGA
Penicillium bovifimosum is the source of this 594-nucleotide messenger RNA. RefSeq lists its product as uncharacterized. NCBI's taxonomy places the organism in Eukaryota, Fungi, Ascomycota, Eurotiomycetes, Eurotiales, Aspergillaceae. The coding region runs from base 1 to 594 and encodes 197 amino acids. The transcript has a single exon. The record is from RefSeq and is a predicted model, not a curated record.